Drosophila santomea is the source of this 1027-nucleotide messenger RNA. RefSeq names its product RNA polymerase-associated protein Rtf1. Gene Ontology annotation, molecular function: RNA polymerase II C-terminal domain phosphoserine binding; DNA binding. The transcript is spliced from 2 exons. The coding region runs from base 172 to 1011 and encodes 279 amino acids. NCBI's taxonomy places the organism in Eukaryota, Metazoa, Arthropoda, Insecta, Diptera, Drosophilidae. Gene Ontology annotation, cellular component: Cdc73/Paf1 complex. The record is from RefSeq and is a predicted model, not a curated record.
UGCUACAUUUCACUUGAAUAACAAAACUUCAAAAGGUCAAAUUUAUUCAGUUUUACUGUCUGACCGAACCAGUUGGCAUUAUUAUAUUUUGUAUCAGCAAAACCCGAAAGCCACAGAAAAAUUGCUUGAAUGUUAGGAAAAUUUUUCGGCGAAGCUCAGAAUCCCAUUUAAAUGUCUGGUCAUCGAUCGCGACACGUUCGCCGUCCGGCAGCGGAAAUAGUCCGCGAACUGAGGAAUCUUCGAUCCUCGCCUCUGCGAAUCGACGACGAGAACGAGGCAUGGGCGGAGGGCUACGAGAAGCCGCCCACUCCAGAUCUUCCGGUGACCAGUCGCGAUCAAUUGGAGCAGCUACGUUUGAGUCGCCACCGUAUUGGCCUGCUCCUGAUCCGUCCCGCUUUUGAGCAGGCCGUCACUGGGUGCUUUGUCCGGGUGAACGUCAAUGGCCAGGAGGAGUUGCCCGAUCAUCGGAUCGCCGAGGUGCUGGGCAUCUGCGAACUGGACUUUGGCUACAAGGUGGAACAAAUACCCACGAAUGUAGCGCUGAGGCUGCGCUACGAGGACCUGGUGAUGCAGCACGAGAUCAACGAUGUAUCCAAUUUGGCCUUUACCCAGGAUGAAUUCGAAUUGUGGCGCGAUAACUGCGUUAACCAGGCCCUCAGUCCACCCACCACCCACAUGGUGACGCGCAAGAAGGUCGAGCUGUACAACGCCCUGCAGUCCGAGGCCAAGCCAUUAUCCCUUAUCCAAAGGACCUUCUCCUUCGCCCUGAGGCCCCCGCAGAAAAGCGGCAUCAUGGAGCGACAUGGCGCCGUUUAUCCCUGGCGAUUGAAGCAUCCCCUCCCGUUCGUGCCGCAACCACCGAUCAUGCCACUGCCUAAAAAUCCGCCCAGGGGUCUCACCUACCGCCCCAAACUAGAAACCGUAGCAGAGGAGGAGGAACCGGAGGACAGCGGCACUGGCACUGCGAAGAUAUUGACAAUUGGCACAACUUUUAAUGGCUUGUUAUCAUAAAUAAUUAUAGUAAUAA